GCUAAAAAAGCAGAAUGUACUGCUUAUUUUCUAGCACGAGUUCUGAAUGGAUGCAUCCAGUGGACUCAACAGUUGUGUCAACAAUCGAACCUGAUUGGUUCUUACUUUUAGAAUCAACAAAUCAACGUCGAGUGUUGACAAGACGAUGCUCAACAACUCAAUUGUUGAGUCUGCUGAAUGCGCUCUAUCUUUCUACUGUUAUCUCGAAAAGUUCUUCGAAAAGGUUAAUAUUUGGUAAAUAACCUAUGAUAAUCCUUGUAAUACAAUCAUCACGUCAUUGACUUGAUAUUUACCAAGUAUUGAAUUAUUUAUGUAAAUUUCAUGGCUUUUUCACAAUCGAAUUCUAGAGAAUUGCAAAAUAGAAAGAUCUUAGAAGAGCUACAGUUGAAAAAGCAGAUGCUAUUAAAGCAAGGAGUUGCACCCACUUUAAAUUCAUCAUUGGGCGUUUCGUCAACCGGUUCUGCAUCAAAUGUACCUGCAAUACAAUCUAAUGAUGGUGUAGCGAUGAGUGCAUCUCAAAGAGCAGCUUUGCACAAUGCACAUGCAGCCUCAUUCGGUUACUUUGUGACACAGGACUCUUCCUUCGGAAAUCUAAUAUUACCAGUUCUCCCUAGAUUUGAUAUCUUUGAGGAGAUAAUGGCUAGUCUUCGACUUCGUCAAUUAGAAGAGUUUCUUCAACAAAUGGAUGUGUUUGAAAACCCAAAAAUCUUGCUCGAGCAAUAUGCCACUAGCGCACAUAUUGCCUCACACAUGUUGUACACUGCACAAUCGCAGUUUAACGAUAUAGAAGGUAAAAGCAUAGCAGAUUUAGGCUCUGGAUGCGGUAUAUUGUCACUGGGUGCCAAAAUGCUUGGUGCUGAAUAUGUAGUUGGGUUCGAGAUAGAUUCAGAUGCAAUUGAUAUACAAUAUAGAAAUUGCACCGACAUAGAACUCUUUAUCGAAGUUAUUCAAUGCGAUAUUCUGCAAUAUUUACCAGGAAAAUAUGAGAAGUUCUUUGAUACUGUUAUAAUGAACCCACCUUUUGGCACUAAAAAAAAUGCCGGCAUCGACAUGAAAUUUCUCGAAGUGGCAAUGAAACUUUCGUCUAAUGCGAUUUAUUCGUUGCACAAGAGCAGCACGCGAGAUUACGUUCUCUCGAAGGCGGCACAGCUCGGCGCAGAAGGAAAGGUGAUAGCCGAACUUAAAUACGAUCUGCCGAGGGCUUACAAGUUCCACAAAAAAGCUUCCGUCGACAUACAGGUGGAUUUUAUAAGAUUUGAAUUGAAGCGCUGAUCUUUUCCUCUGAGAUCAACGCCCGUUCAAUUUAUUCGAACUUGAUGCCCUGAGCCAGAGGAAGUUCGUUUC
Messenger RNA from Formica exsecta, 1344 nucleotides. RefSeq names its product methyltransferase-like protein 5. Gene Ontology annotation, cellular component: SOSS complex; nucleus. The record is from RefSeq and is a predicted model, not a curated record. Bases 322 to 1272 code for a protein of 316 amino acids. Gene Ontology annotation, biological process: rRNA methylation; DNA repair. NCBI's taxonomy places the organism in Eukaryota, Metazoa, Arthropoda, Insecta, Hymenoptera, Formicidae. Gene Ontology annotation, molecular function: rRNA (adenine-N6-)-methyltransferase activity; nucleic acid binding. The transcript is spliced from 5 exons.